Messenger RNA from Belonocnema kinseyi, 2288 nucleotides. RefSeq names its product histone-lysine N-methyltransferase NSD2-like. NCBI's taxonomy places the organism in Eukaryota, Metazoa, Arthropoda, Insecta, Hymenoptera, Cynipidae. The transcript has 5 exons. The coding region runs from base 140 to 1789 and encodes 549 amino acids. The record is from RefSeq and is a predicted model, not a curated record.
UAUCCUCCCGCCUCACGCGCCUAUGCGACAUUUUUUGUGUCCGUCUGUUUCUUACAGCGUACUUUCAUUUGUUUUCUAUAUUUACAACGAUUUAGAACGCGCUUAGUGUAUUAGAGAUAAGAAAGAUUUCAAUCCCGCCAUGGCAGGAACUCUUGAAAAAAGUUCAAAUGAAAUCAUAAAACAUGGUGACUCAAUAAAUGAUAGUGGAAUCGAAAUGAGUGGUGAAGAAAAAGAAAAGGAAACAAAACUGAAUUUGAAUUGUCCUUGGGUACUUGGACAAUUAGCCUGGGCUCGAGGCAGCAGUUAUCCUUUCUGGCCUUGUGUUGUGACUCUGGAUCCAAAAACCAUGCUAUAUUACAGAGUUCAAAACAAAGGCAGAUCGCAAGCUCUAAUGAUCCACGUUCAAUAUUUUGGCGAUGGUGGUCGUCACAACUGGGUCUUGUCGCACUACAUGAUAGCAUUUUCUGGCCUGGAAGACUUCAAAAAUCUCACCAAAUCCAUAACUCCCGAGACAAAGAAGAAGGAUCCGAAAUACGCUGCUGCAUUCAGUCCGAAACUUGGCGUUAAGAAGCAAUGGGGCACUGGAGUUACUGAAGCUUCUGGUUUGAUGCACUUAUCAAACGAAGAAAGAGCUUCAAUGUUUGAGCCUAUUGCACCAUCUCCAGUUGAAACAGCUGACACUCCGAAUAAUAAAUUGAAAAGGAAACUCUCCGUAAAGGGAUCUAAGAUUCCAAAUGAGACUCCAACCCCUGGCCCCAAAAGAUUUAAAAAGGUCGAGAGCAAAGAUGAAGCAGGAAAAUCUUUACCAAACUCUGAAUCCAUCGCAAAAUUAGAAACUGAAUCUGUGAAUGAAUCAAUAUCCGUACCUAAAGAAGAGUUGAGUAAAGCAACCCCGGUUGCUUCCAGACGUAAGAGUACGAGAGCUCAAAAUCAGAGUGUCAAAGAAGUUGUGGAUACACCGAAGCGCCAAUAUAUAAGGAAAAAGGCACCCAAAUUGUCGGAGGAAGAGAAAAAUAGAAGAGACGAGAUUGAUUUUGAAGACUAUUAUAAUUUGAAUAAAGAUGUUUGGAAAGCUGAGCAUCCUGAGGCUUCAGAUGAGGAAGUUAGAACACUUCUGAAAGAUAUGUGGAAUGAAAUGGACGCUGCGGAAAAGAGCAAUAACUUGAAUAGAAACUUUGACGAUUACAGGUACAAGUCGACUGUAGAUCAGCCGGAAGUCAAGCGCUCUGAAACGAAAUUGCAAAAAGAUGAUUCGAAAAAUAAGGAGAAUUCUCAGCAGGGCAACAAGAAUAUCUCUAAAGUUAAUAGUAAAACUGAGGAUAAGAUCAGUCCUGAGAGUGAAAAAGUAAUUGAAACCCCUAAAGCUAAUGGCUCUUCUCAGAAGGAUAAAGUCAAGGCGGUUAUGAAAGCCAAUGGAAGUCCUCAGAAAGAAAAAAGGAAGUUGACUGAAAUUUCGGAUGAUUCUCAGUCUCAGAAAGGAACAAGCGACAAGAAUUCUAGAACAGAAGUUGUUUCCCAGAAUGGGAAAAACGAGAAAUGUGAAACUAAAAGUUCGCAGGACGAUCCGAAAAGUGAGAAUUUGAAACAGAAUUCUUUGAAAGAAUCAGAAGAAGAUAAAAUAUGUCAGUCUUGUCAAAAAAAAGAUUCGCCUCGAAAAACGAGCAAAGAUAAGACAGAAAAUGAAGACAAAAUUGUAGAGGGAGGCGAAAAAGUGGACAGCAAAAUGAAAGUUGAAGGAGCAGACAACGGCGAGUUUGUGUGCACAAAUUGUCGAAACGAAAAAGCCUAGUCGUGUGUUGACAGGCGAGAAAAAUAAUUUCCUUUAAUUGCUCUAUCGUUAAAAUGUUGCUAGCGAAUAAUUAUUAUUUGGACAAUUUUCUUCUGCCAGCAAGUUGUAUUAAAACUUGCAUAUUUUUUUACAACAGAAAGAAGCUUUAUUUGUAGAAAAAAAUGGAAUCGUAAUAUGGACGUUAAUGAAGUACUCGCUAUUAGCAAGAAAAAUCCUAGACUGCAGUUGAAUACUCUAUUGUACUUACAUAUUUUUAUACUCUAUGACUAGAAUUGUGAAAAGUAAUACAUGCCUGAUACGUAUGUUUUAACGUGAGUUGAUAGUUUAAGGAUUAUGCUAUCUUAAAAUUAUAUUCAUAUUAUUAACAGUGCGUGUUCUUCCAAAGUGUUUUGUGGCUUGAUUAGAAAAUUUAGGUAGAUCAUGGCAUUUAAUUCAAAAGUUAUUGUAGGAAUUUUUGUUUUUAAAUAUAACAAAAAUAAAUUUAUGUUUUGAUACCAUA